AUGAACGAAAAGCGCGGGAAUUUCCCCGGCCUAUCUCUUCCUUCCCGAAAACACUCCGGCGAAUCAGGACAUAUUCCGACUAGAAUCAAGAAUUUCUUCCGCAUCAACAGUUCGAGCAGCAGUCAUUCCACCCACGCCUCCAGCCCCACGGGCACAGACGGCCAGCGCGAGAAAGAGAACCAAGUGGCCCCUGUUCUUGCCAAGAACGAGAAGUCCACAUUUCGGCAGUCCCGAUUCUUACCCGGCAUCGGUCGCAAUCGCUCAACCACUGUUGCUAGCGAAGGAAAUCCCCUCGAUGAUGGAGUUUCGCCUACUGCUACAGCCAAUCCGUACUUUGCCCAUCAGGGACAGCCUGCAUUGAGGCACCGGAAUGAUGGGUCUGUGCCUUCGUCCCCUCCCGAUACCCCCGAGUUGCAGGUCACAGGGGUCUCUGCGGUAGAGCAGGCUACAACGGCCAACAAGGAGGAAUUAGCGCGCAAGCUGCGUCGCGUGGCUUCGGCCCCGAAUGCACAAGGUCUGUUUAACGAGGGACAGGGCGAUCGGCCGCAGACUGCUCAAAUGGGCAAAGAACCUUUAGCCGAGACCACAGGUCCCGAUGGUACUGUUGGUCUGGCGGGCUCCGACAAUCACAAGGAUGGAGCUCUCGCCAUUCCCAUCAUCGGCGCGGAUGGGAAAUAUUCCAGUGCCGACAAUGGUGGAUUCCGCCGCACCUACAGCUCAAAUUCCAUAAAGAUUCGCAAUGUGGAAGUUGGGCCCGCUAGUUUUGAUAAGAUCAAGUUGAUUGGCAAAGGUGAUGUGGGGAAGGUCUACUUGGUCCGCGAGAAGAAGUCCAGUCGCCUCUAUGCUAUGAAAGGUAACCAUCACUCUGUUACUUCUGUCCUCAACCAACACUGA
This is a messenger RNA of Penicillium chermesinum, 894 nucleotides long. RefSeq lists its product as uncharacterized. Lineage: Eukaryota; Fungi; Ascomycota; Eurotiomycetes; Eurotiales; Aspergillaceae. The coding region runs from base 1 to 894 and encodes 297 amino acids. The transcript has a single exon. The record is from RefSeq and is a predicted model, not a curated record.